AUGACGCAACGGCGGUUUCUGGAGACACAGCUGAGCAUGCCACCGUCGUACGGCAACAACACGCGCGACACGUUCAUCAGCGACGCCAACUUCGACACCAACAUGGUGAUCAUUCUGGCGGCGCUGCUGUGCGCGCUGUUAUGCGCGCUGGGGUUGAACUCCAUCGCGCGGUGCGCGCUGCGGUGCGGGCGGCGUUUCGGCGAUGAGACGCCGGAGCAGGCGGCGGCGCGCUUAGCGGGGACGGGGCUGAAGCGGCGCGAGCUCAGCCGCAUCCCGGUGGCGGUGUACGGAGCCUCCGGCGAGACCAUACCGGCGACGGAGUGCCCCAUAUGCCUCGGGGAGUUCGAGAAAGGGGACAGGGUCCGAAUGCUGCCAAAGUGCAACCACGGCUUCCACGUGCAAUGCAUUGACACGUGGCUCCUCUCCCACUCCUCCUGCCCCAACUGCCGCCACUCCCUCCUCGAGAAACCCGCCGCGCCGGAGAGUGGGACCCGCCCGCGCAGCGACAUCGUUGUGGUGGUGGAGCCGCUGAGUUGA
Sphenostylis stenocarpa is the source of this 537-nucleotide messenger RNA. The record is from the annotation of a GenBank genome assembly. NCBI's taxonomy places the organism in Eukaryota, Viridiplantae, Streptophyta, Magnoliopsida, Fabales, Fabaceae.